AUACAAUAUAUGUUUUGUGAAGACAUGUAGUCUAUCGUCAUCGCCUAAUAAUUAGUGAUUUGUUUAUACCUGCUUGGUUACGGGUACAUGUCUAACGAUGUCUGAUGAAGAAGUAAUACGUCGGCGCUUGCUCAUAGAUGGUGAUGGAACAGGAGAUGAUCGUAGAAUCAACAUGCUGUUAAAGUCAUUUAUAAAAUGGAUCAAUAGUUCUGAUGUAGACAAUACGUUGCAUGAAAGAAUGCUGUCUCAAUUGGCACAAUGUGAAUUUGCACAGAAAAAAUCCAGAUUAGUUUCAAACAUGAGCCGAGAAGAAUUAAAAAGUUAUGAACAAUUGUCAAAGGAAAUUGAAGUACAAAUAGAGAAAGCUAAAGAAGACAUAGAAAAAACUAAGAUAGAAUUGCAGGAUGCCAAACGUGUUAGAAAAAAUAGAAUAGAAUAUGAUGUGUUAGCCAAAGUCAUCAAUGAACAACCAGAUCGGUUAGAAACACACAUCAAGCUUGAUACAUUGCAACAAGAAUUAGGUGCUUUAAAGGAAAAAUCAGAACAAUUAGAACACAAGCUAGAAAUGCGUCGUAAGCAAUUUCACGUUUUAAUAUCCUCUAUACAUUCAUUACAAGGAAUGUUAGAUGAGUGUGAUGAGGAAGUAAUGGAGGUGAGCUUUGAGAAUACAGAGAAUACUGAUGUCCAAAUGUUACACAAUAAUUCAUAAGUAUUUACCUCCGUCAUUUCGAGCCGCUUAUAAAAAUCAAGGAAUGUAUGGGAACCACAACUGAUAGUAGUUACAACAGGAUGAAAAAGUGGGCCAUCCGAAUGCGCCUGGUAAAAACAUUACAACGUUAUUAUUUAGUCAAAUAUCAAUAUGUAUUUAUUUUUUUAUAUUUGCAACUUUUUAAUUAAUAUAAAUCUAACUUGUAUAAAUAUGUAAUGAAGAAAAAAUAUGAUACAGUAUAAUUAAUAUUAUAUU
Pogonomyrmex barbatus (red harvester ant) is the source of this 964-nucleotide messenger RNA. It is a transcript of the gene thoc7, whose product is annotated as THO complex subunit 7. Gene Ontology annotation, cellular component: THO complex part of transcription export complex. The record is from RefSeq and is a predicted model, not a curated record. NCBI's taxonomy places the organism in Eukaryota, Metazoa, Arthropoda, Insecta, Hymenoptera, Formicidae. Gene Ontology annotation, biological process: mRNA processing; mRNA export from nucleus.